Anopheles funestus (African malaria mosquito) is the source of this 3072-nucleotide messenger RNA. RefSeq names its product ankyrin repeat domain-containing protein 13D. Gene Ontology annotation, molecular function: protein binding. Gene Ontology annotation, cellular component: cytoplasm. The coding region runs from base 317 to 2233 and encodes 638 amino acids. The transcript is spliced from 5 exons. The record is from RefSeq and is a predicted model, not a curated record. NCBI's taxonomy places the organism in Eukaryota, Metazoa, Arthropoda, Insecta, Diptera, Culicidae.
AAGAAAAAUGGGAGAAAACUGCUACUUGGGUAUUUCUUGCACACACAAAAACUUUCCUUGGACACGAAAAUCUAUCCUGUUUUCCACAUUUAUUCUCUCUACAAUUUCCCGACCGCUAGUGCUAGAACCGCAACAGCAAGGUGCAAUCGUUUGCUUUGUUUCCCUUCCAGCAAUCGAAAACGAAUACGCGUGAAACACUGCCACCCUUUUGCGAGUGCUUCCCAUUUGUUAUUGUAGCAUUUGAUGCAUUUAUUCUACCCUACCGUGAUUUACUAGUCGGGUGAGAUAGUGCGAACGCGUAGGACUUGGAUCGAAAAUGACUAGCAUUGAUAAGAUCAAGGAAAGCUUCCCCAUCCAUUGGUUCGUAUGGAACAAUGAUUAUCAGGAGCUGCAGCAAGCCAUCAGUGAGAAAACGCAUGACCUGGAAGCGCUUGAUCCCCGAGGUCGAACACCGCUAAUGCUAGCAGUGAAACUGUGCCACCUGGAAUGUGUUAAAGCGCUACUAUCAGCAAAGUGUAAUGCCAACGUCGAAUGCGAUGGAUGGUCAGUCGUACAGGAAGCCGUCUGCUCCGGUGAUGCCAACAUUCUGACCGCAAUCCUUGAGGUGCGCGAUUUACAACGUCACAUUAAACGUGUCUCACACGUACCCCAGCUGCUGCAGCAUCUUCAGGAUACACCAGAUUUUUACAUCGAAAUGAAAUGGGAAUUCACCAGCUGGGUUCCCCUGAUGUCGCGCGUCUGUCCGAGCGACACGUACAAAGUGUACAAGCGGGGCUCAAACGUACGCAUCGAUACGACCCUGCUCGGUUUCGAUAACAACACCUGGCAGCGGGGCAACCGUAGCUACAUCUACAAGGGCCAAUCGAAAACGGCCAGCAUGAUCGAGAUCGAUCACGAUACGGGCGAGGUGUCGGUGGAGCAUAUGCGCAACAUCGAGGAGGAAAACAUCGACGGCAUCCGGCCGAGCCGGGAGGCGGUCAAUCUGCGUCUGCAGGCACCGGUCAUCUGCAAUCACAUCGAUAUGGACAAGAUAAGCUUCGAACGCAACAAGUCCGGCUUUUGGGGCUGGCGCAGCGAGAAGGUCGAAUCGAUCAACGGGUACGAGUGUAAGGUGUACGGUGCGAGCAACGUGAAGUUUAUCACGCGCACACGCAACGAACAUCUCGGCAGUGAGCAGACACGUGUGAAAAACUCGCGCACUCCCCUGCAACACUUCCUCGGCAUGACGGAGGAAGAUUACGAUCAUGCUGCGGUGGCAGGAUCGAGUACAAGUGCACUUAGGGAGCAGCCUGCCGUACCGACGUCACAAAGCCCGGACGACGAUCGGUCACCGGAUGGGGUGGAGGGGGAAAGCAGCAGCAGUGGACAGGAGGCGGCACCUACCGCCGAGGAGUACUUCUCCGACAUCGACCUAAACGGGCGGGACGUUGGCAAACCAAAGCGAAUCACUGCCAAAGAGCAAAUGUUUAAGGCAAACAUUUGGUUGAGCGAAGAGUUUCCGAUAAAGCUGCAGGAGCAGGUGUUACCCAUACUGGACCUGAUGUCUACCAUGGCCAGCCCGCACGUUUCGAAACUGAAGGACUUUAUAACGAUGCAGCUUCCGUCGGGAUUUCCUGUUAAAAUUGAAAUCCCACUCUUCCAUGUGCUGAACGCGGUCGUUACGUUUGGAAACGUAUUUGCGAUCGAACAUCCGGUCGCGCACGUCAGCCACAUUCGCGAGACAGACGACCGGGUAACGUGCGUGAUCGAUGAUGCGUGUUUCGAAGCACCGAGUGGAUACGGUGUCCGGCGUGGUAUUGCCGACUUCCGGCAGCAGCUCACGUUCGAGGAUGAGGACGAACUGAUGCAGUUUGCCAUCCAGCAGAGUCUGGUGGAUUCGGGCAGUGAGAACGAUAAGGUCGACAUCUGGGAGGCGCUGAAGGCACCGAGACCACUAACACCACAAUACUAUGAAGACGAGCAACUGCAAAGAGCUUUGCAAGAAUCACUGAUAACCGGAUUUCAAAGCAGUAGCGCAACGACCGGAUCAGCACUACCACCCGCUUUAGCCCUCGAUCAUCAAACGGCGACGGUUGCGGUCGAUGAAGCGGACAGCGUCCCGGACUAUCUGGACCCAAACCUAGAGCUAGCUAUUAAACUAAGUCAGGAGGAGGAAACACGCCGCGAAGAGGAACGGCGCCGAGAGGAGGAAAUGUUGGCGGAAGUGUUACGGCUUAGCUUACAGGAGAAAUAGGACAUUCGGGGAUGUACACGGAAACCAGUGCAUGCGUCCGAACGAUGGUUGUCGUCGUGAUGUCACCUGUCAACGAAGUGGAGAUGUAGGACCUCAAACGUUCCCUGGUGCUAGAGGAGAAACGCAUGUUCUCAAUAGCGUUGAGUAGGAGAGGUACGUAUUAUUUAAUUGAAGUUAUUCACUCGGUUACUCUGGUACAGCGGCGCAAAACCCGUCGUAUGGCAGUGCCUCCCAUUAAGAUGGCAAACGUAUUGAACCUCGCGCAUACGAUAAGGGGAGUUGCUACAACUCUGCGUGUUGUGCGUAAGUUAUCCUACACUCCAUCCUACUUUAAACCAAUUGAUGCGCUGCCCUCCUAGUGCGUAACGGUACCGCCGGUACCCGACACUUAACGUCCAGUAGCUUCUUAUUUAUUCAGUACGAGUCAAAUGAUGAAUGCUGUAAAGCAAAAAACAAAAACAACGCAAAGUAUAACUCUAAUGCCCAUUCCCGUUUCCAAACAUUCUACGCAAAUACGCAUCCGGUACAAAAUUCCUUAAGCCGCAGUUAAACGACAUCUUAGGCACCUUGUUGCAAGCGGGUGCUAGUUAGUAUAAGCAAAACAGGGAAGUAUACUGUUUCCUGCUAACAUGUAAUGUGAACUAUGAUCAUGUGCGCCAAAGCUGAUCUUGCGAAUAGCUAUUAAUCGUUUGUACACUACCUGAAAGCGCGUAAAUAAGAGCAAAAGAUAAAGAAGAAAAAAACACAGAAAGCAAAACUAAAAUGAAAUACAAAACUAUUUUAUACUAAUCGCUUCAUAAUCACAGUCAAUAAAUUUUAUCUAUUUAUAUUAAACGAUA